AUGAGCGAUCUGCAAAAGUCCUUCGCCAAAUCGAAACUAUCCAAACUCCCGCCAGAGCCCCGUCCCAUUCCCGAGGACGAGGAAGGCGACUCAGCUUCUUCAACGGAGACGGUGACCCCAUCACCAACCAAACAGUUAUUCGCUCGGCCGGGAGGAACCCGAGGGCCGCAAAACUCCCUAGAGUGGACCAGCUUCUUCGACCAAGAGCUCUACCUCCCGCGACAAAUCAACGAUUUGGACAUAGUGCAUCAUGUAUACCUUACCCCACCGACAAAAUCCGGUCCUCUUUUUGUAAUGCACCAUGGCGCGGGCUCUUCUGGUCUCUCAUUUGCGGCUUGCGCUGUGGAGAUCCGCAAGAUCCUCCCUGAUGCUGGAAUACUCUCUGCAGAUACCCGCGAUCACGGAAGUACAUCCGUGACAAGAGCGAGUGAGGAUGGGGACGCAGAUCCGGCAAAGGCACAACUUGAUCUGAGCUUGGACACGCUAAGCCAGGAUCUUCUCUUCGUCAUUCGUGAAACGCAGGUUAAAAUGGGAUGGGAGACUCUGCCGGACAUAGUCCUUGUCGGACAUAGUCUGGGAGGCGCAGUAAUCACCGAUGUCGCGAAGAAAGGCGAGUUGGGCGCAAAGUUAUUGGCAUACGCUGUUUUGGACGUUGUCGAAGGCUCCGCAAUGGAUGCUCUCCAGAGCAUGGAGACGUACCUCUCGACUCGGCCAUCCCGCUUUCCCUCCCUGCCCUCGGGGAUAGAAUGGCACACACGCUCGCGAACAAUCCGCAACAGAACCUCAGCCCGCGUCUCCGUCCCAUCCCUCCUGUACCACGAAGAGGUUCCCCAGGACCCAUCAAAACCGUGGGUCUGGCGAACCAACCUCGCCGAAACAAAGCCAUUCUGGGAAGAUUGGUUCAUUGGGCUGAGCCGCAAGUUUCUUGAAGCGCGAGGGGGGAAGCUACUCCUUCUUGCUGGGACCGAUAGGCUGGAUAAAGAGUUGAUGAUUGGCCAGAUGCAAGGUAAAUAUCAACUCCAGGUCUUCCCCGACGCGGGACAUUUUAUACAAGAAGAUCAGCCCACCAGGACAGCGCAGAUCCUGGUCGACUUUUAUAGACGAAAUGAUCGGAGUGCGCUUGUUCUGCCACCAAAGGUAGCUGAUAUGCAGGCUUCGGCGGCGAUGAGAAAGGGAGCAGGCACCAGUGCGCCACUUGGGAAACCGGAAGGCGGGAGUACAGGCUCCCUAAAGAGGCCUUAA
Molecule: messenger RNA, 1242 nt
Organism: Aspergillus mulundensis
Lineage: Eukaryota; Fungi; Ascomycota; Eurotiomycetes; Eurotiales; Aspergillaceae
Gene: ppe1
Product: putative ribosomal protein/carboxylic ester hydrolase (Ppe1)
Exons: 4
Coding region: 1-1242 (413 amino acids)
Biological process (GO): protein demethylation
Molecular function (GO): protein methylesterase activity
Source: RefSeq, a predicted model, not a curated record